This is a messenger RNA of Mesocricetus auratus (golden hamster), 2669 nucleotides long. RefSeq names its product TSPY like 1 (gene Tspyl1). Gene Ontology annotation, cellular component: nucleus; chromatin. The coding region runs from base 110 to 1261 and encodes 383 amino acids. The record is from RefSeq and is a predicted model, not a curated record. The transcript has a single exon. Gene Ontology annotation, biological process: nucleosome assembly. Gene Ontology annotation, molecular function: histone binding; chromatin binding. Lineage: Eukaryota; Metazoa; Chordata; Mammalia; Rodentia; Cricetidae.
CGGCUCUGACGUCACCGCCCCGGAGACAGGCAAGGGGCGUAGCGGGAGCUGCGUUCCGCACUCGCAGGGGAGUCGUGUGGACCCCGCGAGGGACGCGACCGGACCCGGCAUGGACGGCCCGCAGCCGGACGAGGGGACCCUGGUCCCCCACGAGCGCGGCCUGCGCGAUGCUGACAGCGUCCCGGGGAGCCCGGGCCGGCGUCCGCUGCUCGGCGAGGAAAGCUCGGCGACCGUGGUGACAGGUGAGGGCGGCGCGCAGACCGCGGCGAGCCCGGCGUCCCCGGGCGUCGUGGGCCCUGAGCCCCAGGUGCGGGUGACCGCAGCCGGGCAGGGAGAGACUCCGCCUGCCGCCGAGGGUCCCCCGGCAGCCGCGUCAGCCGCCCCCAAAGGCGGGGAGAAGGCCGCAGAAAGCCGGGGCGCCGAGGCCGACGGCCUGAAGACCCAGCAGGGCGCCGUCGCCGUGGCAGCUGUAGAGGAGCGGGCUCGGGUGGCAGUGGCGGCGGAGGGACCGGAGGAGGUGAUGGAGCUGGAGCCCGCGGGGGGAGACGCGGAGAUGCUGGAGGAGAGCGGAGGGGUGAGGGAGGCGGAGGAGGAGGAGGCCGGGCCCUGGCAUCUGGGCAUAAAUCUCCGCAUGAACCCCCUGGAGGCCAUCCAGCAGGAACUGGACACUGUGAAUGCGCAGGCUGACCGGGCCUUCCAACAUCUGGAGCAGAAGUUUGGGCGGAUGCGGCGGCACUACCUGGAGAGAAGGAACUACAUCAUUCAGAACAUCCCCGGCUUCUGGAUGACCGCCUUCCGGAACCACCCGCAGCUGUCCUCCAUGAUCAGGGGUCAGGAUGCAGAGAUGCUGAGGUACGUCACCAACCUGGAGGUGAAGGAACUCAGGCACCCGAAGACCGGCUGCAAGUUCAAGUUCUUCUUCCGGAGGAACCCCUACUUCAGAAACAAGCUGAUCGUCAAGGAAUACGAGGUUCGGGCGUCUGGCCGAGUGGUGUCCCUUUCCACCCCGAUCAUAUGGCGGAGGGGGCACGAGCCGCAGUCCUUCAUUCGCAGAAACCAAAACCUCAUCUGCAGCUUCUUCACCUGGUUCUCAGACCACAGCCUUCCGGAAUCCGACAGAAUUGCCGAGAUUAUCAAAGAGGACCUGUGGCCAAACCCACUGCAGUACUACCUGUCCCGUGAGGGAAUCCGGAGACCCAGACGCCGCCCAGUAAGAGAGCCAGUGGAGAUUCCCAGGCCCUUUGGCUUCCAGUCAGGCUAACCUUUGCCUUUGAAAAUGCUGCCGGAACAGGCUGCUUCUCACCUGUGCUUGAGCAAAUGCUACCGGUAUGCCGUGUUCUUGAUUUUUUCCCCCCUCGUGACUUUUCUGCGUCUUCUGCAUCUCACCCUCAAGAUUAAGACUGUGGACAUGCUGCUGCUGUCACAUGGCCUCCAUGCCGUUCUGUGGUAGUGUCUGCUAGCUCAUGGUGUUUCAGACCCUUUCGAAGCUUAACUCGUGAUACUGAAGAUCACGCUGCUUUCACACUGCUCGGACCCUGUUGAUUUCAGUCUGGUACCUACUUGCUGCCACCUUCGUCUAGGGAGCCCUUCCAUUUACCUGUUGAGCAUGUGGCAGUGUGGACACCAAGUUUGCAGACAGUUGCUUGGCAUUAAUGAUACUGCAGGAGAGCAAGUGGGCGGUUUUCCCGACGCUCUUCCUGCACCACCUUCUAAUACUGCUUGCCGUGGCUUAUACCAAGCUCCACCCUCUCCCACCUUCUUCUUGUUGUUUUAAAUGAAUAGAAGUAGUUCAGAAAUAUCUGCAAGGUCAGCAUUUGUAGUCCAUUUAGACUGGGAGCAUUUCCAGAGAGGAUGCUCAGAGAGGCUGCAGAACUCUGGCUGCCCCAUCUCCUCUCUUCCCAACUCCCCAGCCAGGCUAACAAGGCCUAAACAGGGUCAUAGGGAGACGGAGUUAGGUGGAAACAGGUGAGACUUCCCUGUAAUGUAUGGAAGAACUAGAGAGAUUAUGAUGGCAUGGAAGAACUAGAGAGAUUGUGAUGGCUACCCUAAGCAGGGAAAAUGAACUGAUCACAUUAAGUCAGAUAAAAACUGGGCUGAUGAUAAAGACAAGGUUGACUAAGAGCUUUCAAGUCCAAGGGUGAUGUGAAGAGAAAUGCUUUCUCAGGAUUGCAAUAGAAAAAUUAUAGCGAGUUUUGAGUGCUAAAUGUUGCCUAGACAAUGGUUCUUUGAAGAAAUAGUACAAGUUUGAGUUGUUUUCUUCUAUUUAUAUGUGACUUGAUGUAUCUAAAAGAGUAACAUUGUGCCCAUAUUUUACUAGCAUUUAGUAAAAGGCUUCUUGUUCUGUUUACUGGGAAACUUAAAUUACUUUCUUUUUCAUUUAUUUGAAACCAUUUGGAAGAACAAUAGUCUUGACAAUACUGAGACAAAUGAGUAUUCAUAAUAAUUUUCAAUAUUAAUCUAAAUUCUUAGAAAUGUAGUUUAGAUAAUUUGGUCUUUAUCAAGUUUGUCCAAUUAUUGUCUUCAUGGAAAAAUAGAUAUGUGACUUGAUAUUCUUGGUAGCCUCUUAAAUUACACAACAGUUGUAAAAGUGCUCUGUCAAAUUAAAACUGUACUAUGAGAUAUUUGUUGCCAUUUAUAUGCAAGAUGGUGAAUAAAAGCAUGGCACUCCC